Messenger RNA from Condylura cristata (star-nosed mole), 1076 nucleotides. It is a transcript of the gene LXN, whose product is annotated as latexin. Lineage: Eukaryota; Metazoa; Chordata; Mammalia; Eulipotyphla; Talpidae. The record is from RefSeq and is a predicted model, not a curated record. Bases 165 to 833 code for a protein of 222 amino acids. The transcript has 6 exons. Gene Ontology annotation, molecular function: metalloendopeptidase inhibitor activity.
GGGAAGGAGAGGGGAGAAGACUGUCUGGCGGCACCGAACUGGCACUGGGGCGCUGUCCCGUUCCGAUUCAGAGCACACUGGCACAGAAGCACCGUCCCGGGUGCACACGCACUGGCACCGUCUCUGGCGCUACCCUGCCCAGCCUGCACGAGCCCUAACCCAGAAUGGAGAUCCCGCCGACUCACUUCCCGGCUUCCCGGGCAGCCUCCGUGGCAGAGAGCUGCAUUAACUACCAGCAAGGCUCCCCGCAUCAGGUGUUCUUGGUGCACACCGUGCAGCAGGCCAGCCUGGAGGAUAUUCCAGGAAGAGGACAUAAGUAUCGUCUCAAAUUUUCCGUGGAAGAAAUUAUCCAAAAACAAGUUACAGUCAACUGCACAGCAGAAGUACUUUACCCUCCAGUGGGACAAGAUACUGCACCAGAAGUUAACUUCACAUUUGAAGGAGAAAUUGGAAAAAAUCCAGAUAAAGAAGAUAACACAUUUUAUCAAAGACUCAAGUCCAUGAAGGAACCACUAGAAGCACAAAAUAUUCCAGACAGUUUUGGAAACAUAGCUCCAGAAAUGAAGCCAGUUCGACACUUAGCCUGGGUUGCCUGUGGUUAUAUCAUAUGGCAGAAUUCUACUGAAAACACAUGGUAUAAAAUGGCAAAAAUUCAAACUGUCAAGCAAGUGCAAAGAAAUGAUGACUUCAUUGAGUUAGACUAUACUGUUCUACUUCAUGACAUCGCAUCUCAGGAGAUUAUUCCUUGGCAAAUGCAAGUUCUCUGGCACCCACAAUAUGGUACUAAAGUAAAACAUAACAACCGUUUGCCAAAGAAAGCACAAAUGGAAUAAAUGAAGAUGACCCUGAAACCGGAGAAAGUGUAACCAUGCUUCUUAAUAAGGGGGAUGCCAGCCUUCACGGGUAUCUAGCUUAAGAGGCCAAAUAAAUCCCAAAGUGUCACAGUGUUUAAAUGUCUUAAUUACACAUAGAAGUACACAGAUUCCAUAAUAAAGUGUCACAAUGUAAAACAGUCUUAAUAAUGGUAAUGAUAAUGCAUGCAUAUCUCAUAAUAAAAUACUUCAAUUCCAGCUUUA